CGUUCGAGUUUCCCACUACGUGUACAUUCAAUCAUCACGAAACACACUCAACAUCCCAACCGUCCGAUCAACGUAAUAAAUGAUCACCCCACUUUCCGGUGGAACGAUUCUCCGUUCCUCUACGUGGAGCCUAUGAUAAUCACGUAAACCUUCGCCGCCGCCACCGUCAGAUCUCCAUCAUAAAAAUCAUUUCCAUCAUCCCCCCGCCUCUCAUACUGUAUAGCGAUUAGCGAAGAGCUCUCCACUUUCACCUCAUUUUCCUCCGUUCAAUUCCUCCCUUCCGUCCGCUCUUUCAUAUCCCGUCCCAUUCCAGACUGCCGGAAUCAUCGCCGGCCGCCUCCGUCGUCAUGGUAAGUCUCCAGAGCUAGCUCUCUUUUGUCGCUAUUUGGCUUUACAAUUCGUGUCCGGUCAAGCUUCGGAUCGCUAUUGAUCUUAGGGUUUCUCGAUCUUGUUCUCCUCAAAUCUUCGGUCGUUGAACGGUACUGUUGAAUUGAUGGCUGUGUGAGAAGUUGGGACUGGGUUGGAUCUGGUUUAUUGUGUUUUUGGCAUUCGUGUUUGGCUAUGGAGAUAGUCGUAGAGACUUGAAUCGAUAAAUACCGAAAUCCUGGGGAGUUCGAUGGGAAACGGGUUAUCGGAUGUGACAUCAAUUCUUAUGAAUUGGGACUAGUGCUAGGCUUUUCCUCAAUAAUUAGUUCCAGCGAAUGUGAUGCUGGUUAUCAGAAGAAGGCAUUGAGAGUAUUUCAUUGUUUGGGAUGUCUGGUAGUAGACUUACGCACUUGGCUUUGCCGGGAUUAAAAGCAGUUUCAACUUCGACUUUAUGAAUCUGGGUUGGUAAUAUUCUGCAUCCUUGUAUAUUGCUACCAGUUCUGUUUUUGCUUGAUCGCCAGUUUUUAGCUUGAUUUGUAUGGAACCACACCCUUUUCCGGUGGUCCAUCGUAAUCAUGCAUAUGCAGUGCUGAAAUAGGACAGUGGCAAGCAGGUUUUAAGUAAAGCUACAGUUCGUGUUUGGUUGGGAGACAAUAGUUGAAAUUGGAAUUGUCAAAAACAGAUAUUGCGGGGUUCAAUAGUGAAUGGGUUGUAGGAUGUUAUGUAAAAUUUUCUCAAUAUGGUUGAUACUUAAUAGUGGUUUUCCUCAAAAUGUAGUUUUGUGCCAUCAAUAAUCAAUCAUUGAGGGAUUUCCUUUUCCAGUGUUGUGAUGGCGUCUAUUGUACACUGAGGUAGUUGUUAGAAUUGGUAGAAAUUCCCGCAUGGAUGGGCUUUGUUUUGAAUCUUAAUUCUAAAGAAUAUGGACUGAAAUAUCCUGCUGCCAUGUAUGUUGCUACAAAUUUCAGUAUCAGUUCUGUUUGUAAGCAUCAUCGAGAGAAUAUUGAGCUCGAUUUCUAUGCGAACUGUACCCAUUGUUAGUGCUCUACUGUAGGCUUGUAUCCCGAGUGCUCAUAUGAGACUGGUCAUCAAGCUUUACUAGAGCUUUUAUGUUUUUCUUUUCCUGCACAGGCACCCAUUAGGGGCAUCCUUUCGAUGCAGAGAGCAGCCAGAUUGGCUCAUCAUCAAGCUAACAGGCUCCCUCUAGCCUUGAGAUCUUUCAGCACACAAGCUGCAAGCAAUGCCAGCUCACCACAGCCACCUUCACCGCCGCCACCUCCCGAGAAGACCCAUUUUGGUGGCAUGAGUGAUGAGGAUCGCAUCUUCACCAACUUGUAUGGACUCCAUGACCCAUUCCUCAAAGGUGCAAUGAAAAGAGGUGACUGGUACAGAACCAAGGACUUGGUCCUGAAGGGCACCGAUUGGAUAGUCAACGAAGUCAAGAAAUCCGGCCUCCGAGGUCGUGGUGGGGCUGGUUUCCCCUCAGGACUCAAAUGGUCAUUCAUGCCCAAAGUCUCUGACGGCCGCCCUUCCUAUCUGGUAGUCAAUGCCGAUGAAAGUGAACCGGGAACUUGCAAGGACAGAGAAAUCAUGCGUCAUGAUCCCCACAAGUUGCUUGAAGGCUGCUUGAUUGCUGGUGUAGGAAUGAGAGCCCGUGCUGCAUACAUCUACAUCAGGGGUGAAUACGUAAAUGAACGUAACAACCUGGAAAUUGCAAGGAAAGAAGCCUAUGCUGCUGGACUCCUCGGCAAAAAUGCCUGUGGAACAGGUUACGACUUCGAUGUCCAUAUCCACUAUGGGGCUGGUGCUUACAUUUGUGGAGAAGAAACUGCUCUUCUAGAAAGCCUCGAGGGGAAGCAAGGAAAGCCAAGGUUGAAGCCGCCUUUCCCUGCCAAUGCAGGACUCUACGGAUGCCCUACUACAGUGACAAAUGUAGAGACAAUCGCUGUCUCUCCCACUAUUCUGCGACGUGGGCCCGAGUGGUUUGCUAGUUUCGGAAGGAAGAACAACUCGGGAACAAAGCUGUUCUGUGUCUCGGGCCACGUGAACAAACCCUGCACAGUUGAAGAAGAGAUGAGUAUACCCUUGAAGGAGCUCAUCGAACGACACUGUGGUGGGGUCCGUGGUGGAUGGGACAACUUGCUUGCUGUUAUCCCGGGUGGGUCUUCUGUUCCGUUGUUGCCGAAGCACAUAUGCGAUGACGUGUUGAUGGAUUAUGAUGCGUUGAAGGCUGUGACAUCGGGGUUAGGAACGGCAGCUGUGAUAGUGAUGGAUAAGUCUACCGAUGUCGUUGAUGCGAUUGCUAGGCUGUCCUACUUCUACAAGCACGAGAGCUGUGGGCAGUGUACUCCAUGUAGGGAAGGGACAGGGUGGCUAUGGAUGAUUAUGGAGAGGAUGAAAGUUGGAGAUGCGAAAUUGGAAGAGAUCGAUAUGCUUCAGGAGGUGACGAAGCAGAUUGAAGGGCAUACUAUCUGUGCUCUUGGUGAUGCUGCUGCUUGGCCUGUGCAAGGACUAAUUAGACAUUUCAGGCCGGAGCUGGAAAGGAGGAUCAGGGAGCGUGCUGAUAGAGAGUUGCUGCAGGCUACUGCUUAAAGUUCUUAUCAAGGUUUGCGCCUGCAUCUCUACUUUGUUCCAAAUGUCAUCUUUUACUUAUCCGAUGGUAGGGUCUCCAUUAGGAAUAUAGGCUGUCCAUUGCAUACCAGCACCUGUCGGAUUUUACUCAUCCAUACCCACUUUAAUGUUCAGGGUUUAAGUUAAAUCUAUACCCGUUUGUAGUUCAUCAGUAUUAGGGCAUCUCAAAUUAAGACAUGUAAUCGAAUUAGAAUAAUCAAAAUGAUAGAGUAAGAUAAUUGAAUCAUCUGAUUUCAAAUGUCUAGUGUAUAUACGAAAUGUUGAAUUAGUGUACUAAAAGAAAGGUGGGUUGUAAAAAGGUUGUGUAUAGGUCAUGUAUCCUGUAUCGAUACCACAUAACCAGGCGGGUUCUGGGUGCUGUAGACAAAUCCUUGGCGGCCUGCUAGGCUGCUACCAAAAUAUAUUCGUGUUUGGGUUGUAUCUCAACCCACUGUGUAAUCCUCCAGUUUGAAUGUUGCCCUAUGUGAUGUAGUCAGAUUGGGACGGUGAAUGUGAAUAUUUCUUCAUCCCUGUUCAUAAUCCAACGAAGUCACAUGAUCGAAUCCGAGUCAUGGUACAUCGUCGUUCGUAUCAUCAAUCUAAGCUGCUUCUGUUCUGCAGGAAAGUUUGCUUGCGAGGGGGAGUCGAUGAUCGUUGAAUAAAUGUCGUACCAACUACAACAAGAAUAUUUUUCAGGUGGUGUAUUGUCGACUGCGGGAGCAGGCAGUCGUUUAGUUGUAGUCUUUUUUUCCUGGAUUUGAAAGCAACUGUACGAAUUAUGAGUGAUUUCACUGUCCUGAGGUAAGACUUUGCACAUUAUUUGUAUGCUGAAGGGGGGUGACGAUUAUGAUAUAUCUUGUUAGUUCUUUUGGAAGGAUUCAUUGAAAGUUUGACGUUGUUAAUAAGAUGUGUAAUGUGCAAUGUUACUAUUUACACCCAGAGGCGUGCGUUACUUGGUUUCUCUGAAUCUGAAGGUGGGGUUCAGUGGUGAUCUGGGACGUGAUGUCCCAAUCAAAUCCGUUUACCAUUUAUGUUUUCCUAUCAUAACGCCUACAGGCUACAGGCAAUGUGUUCAGAAACUGAGUAUGCGAUAAUGCUUAUGGGCAGGUGGAUAAUGAUUUGGUUUGCAGCAGUAGCUUGAAUUUGAUUAACAUAACUCAUCUGAACUGAGCGUCUGAAUUGAUUUUUAUUCUAUAAUUUUGACUAUAUGGUCCAGUUCUAGACCGAGUUGAGCAAUGCCAACAUUUUUACACAAGAAUGUGGUUGUUCGAUUCGGUCUGAUCUCCAUCAAAUAAGGAAGGAUGGAAAUCAGAACAAGAAUCACAUUUCUCCGUCGAGUCUGAUGUGCUUUCCACUCGUCCUCUCGGUUCCUUACUUUUAAGAGACAUGUGAAAUAAAAUCACAACGAUUGAAAGAACCAAAAUAUAUCCUUAUAAUACAUUUUAAAGAGUUUG
Messenger RNA from Linum trigynum, 4427 nucleotides. NCBI's taxonomy places the organism in Eukaryota, Viridiplantae, Streptophyta, Magnoliopsida, Malpighiales, Linaceae. The record is from the annotation of a GenBank genome assembly.